Messenger RNA from Corvus hawaiiensis (hawaiian crow), 650 nucleotides. Its product is annotated as putative small proline-rich protein 5. NCBI's taxonomy places the organism in Eukaryota, Metazoa, Chordata, Aves, Passeriformes, Corvidae. The record is from RefSeq and is a predicted model, not a curated record. The coding region runs from base 108 to 377 and encodes 89 amino acids. The transcript has 2 exons.
UUUGUAAAAGUAUAAAAGGUUUCCCAUCCCAGUUUCCUUCGCUCGCUGCUCUGCUCCAAAACAGCUCCAUCCCCACUGCUAGAAGGCUCUGCCACCACUCCAGGACAAUGUGCUCCCGCAGGUCCUGCCACAGCCACGAGACCUCGUGCCAUGAAUCCAGCUCCUCCUGCCACGACUCGGGGCCCUCAUUCCACUACACCAUCCAGAGGCAGCCUGUGCAGAAGUUCAGCUACGUGACCCCCUGCUAUCCCCCGGUGCAGCCCUGCUACCCCCCGGUGCAGCCCUGCUACCCCCCGAUGCAGCGUUCCUGCCCCCCGCUCUGCCCCCAGGUCACCAAGAACAUCUGCAAGCUGCCACCGUCAUACCCCAAGUACUGAGAGUAGGAUCCAGCCCCGGCACUGGAUCGCUGCUGCCUGGGAUGCUCUCCAUGCCUAAAGCUUGAAUCGAUGGUUCUUUAUUCCCAGUUUUAAUUUGCUCCUCGAAUUCCUCGUCCGUGGUUAGAAUUUGGUUGCUGGUUUUGCUCCUAUUUGGUUUAAUUUGCUCAGCACGCAAGACCCAUCUCAGACUCAUCCUGGGAAGGAUUCUUGCUGCUUUUCACCCAUGUGACAACCGCCAAAAGAAUAAAGUUUGAUUUCCAAAAGUAAAAUAAA